Sorex fumeus (smoky shrew) is the source of this 513-nucleotide messenger RNA. Its product is annotated as phospholipase A and acyltransferase 4-like. Gene Ontology annotation, cellular component: cytoplasm. The record is from RefSeq and is a predicted model, not a curated record. NCBI's taxonomy places the organism in Eukaryota, Metazoa, Chordata, Mammalia, Eulipotyphla, Soricidae. Gene Ontology annotation, biological process: N-acylphosphatidylethanolamine metabolic process. Gene Ontology annotation, molecular function: glycerophospholipid phospholipase A1 activity; A2-type glycerophospholipase activity. Bases 1 to 486 code for a protein of 161 amino acids. The transcript has 4 exons.
AUGGCGCAGUUGGGGGAAGAGCCGAAGCCUGGAGACCUGAUUGAGAUUUUCCGCAUUGGCUACCAGCAUUGGGCCAUCUACGUGGGAGACGGAUACGUGGUCCACCUAGCGCCUCCAAGCGAGUACGCCGGUGCCGGCUCCUCCAGCCUCUUCUCGGUGCUGAGCAACCGGGCGGUGGUGAAGCGGGAGCUGCUGAAGGAUGUGGUAGGCGACUGCCGCUAUCGGGUCAACAACUACCUAGACCACAAGUACCUGCCGCUCCCCGUGUACCAGAUCAUCAGCGUGGCCAAGGCGAAAGUUGGAGAGGAGAUGCCGUACUCUGUGCGUUCGGGAAACUGUGAGCACUUUGUCACGCGUCUGCGCUAUGGCAAGUCUCACUCUGAGCAGGUGGAGACCGUGGAGACCGCGACUUACGUGACAGUGGGACUAGGACUUCUGGGUGCCAUUGGCUACUCAGUUAUGAGAAAACGCCCUCAGAACCAGUGAUGUCCACAGGCAUCCGGAGGCAGGGCU